UAUAUAAACCCCGCCAAAUCAUCACAUCGAUCAAGCAGGUCCACUGCAGCAAGGGAACCUAGCAGGCAGGAACUGAUCCAAGCUGUGAUCCGGCAUGGCGAGCUCAGCGGCGAUGUCGAGGGUCCUGCUGACCCUCGGGCUGGCAAUCCUCUGCGCCGCCGGCCUGGCAGCCGCGCAGAACGUGGGCAGCGUCGUCACCGACUCCUUCUUCAACGGCAUCAAGAACCAGGCCGGGGGCGGGUGCGAGGGCAAGGACUUCUACACGCGGAGCGCGUUCCUGAGCGCCGUCAACUCGUACUCGGGCUUCGCACACGGCGGCUCCGAGACCCAGGGCAAGCGCGAGAUCGCUGCCUUCUUCGCGCACGUCACGCACGAGACCGGAUCUUUCUGCUACAUCAGCGAGAUCAAGAAGGACGACAGCUACUGCAACGCGAGCAAGCCGGAGUGGCCGUGCGCGGCGGGGAAGAAGUACUACGGGCGCGGCCCGCUGCAGAUCUCGUGGAACGACAACUACGGGCCCGCCGGGAGGGACAUCGGCUUCGACGGGCUGGGGAACCCGGACGCGGUGGCGCAGGACCCCGUGAUCGCGUUCAAGACGGCGCUCUGGUUCUGGAUGAACAACGUGCACGGGGUGAUCUCCCAGGGGUUCGGCGCCACCACCAGGGCUAUCAACGGCGACCGCGAGUGCGACGGCAAGAACCCCGACAAGAUGAACGCGAGGGUGGGCUACUACAAGCAGUACUGCCAGCAGCUCGGCGUCGACCCCGGGAGCAACCUUACCUGCUAGAGCUGCUGCUUGGUUUCAUGGUCAUCAUGGAUGCCUGCUUUGCUCGUGAAGAGUGAAGGAUCCUCGGCGUCGCAUACAUGAAAUGGCACCGGGAGUGAAACCCAGAGUUUAUGCACUAGUAGUUGCAAAAAAAAAACACGGGUCGGCUUGUGUAAUUCGACCUAAUAAUAAUAAAAAAGAAGCACUGCGCGGCGAGCAGUUGGCAAGUAUCUAUGGUUCCAGCGUGCAUUGCUAGUGUUUUGUAAGCGUAACGUUCGGAGCAGAGAUAAUCACUGAAAGUAUCUUAUUAUUAA
Messenger RNA from Panicum virgatum (switchgrass), 1080 nucleotides. RefSeq names its product endochitinase A-like. The coding region runs from base 95 to 787 and encodes 230 amino acids. The record is from RefSeq and is a predicted model, not a curated record. NCBI's taxonomy places the organism in Eukaryota, Viridiplantae, Streptophyta, Magnoliopsida, Poales, Poaceae. Gene Ontology annotation, biological process: chitin catabolic process; cell wall macromolecule catabolic process; carbohydrate metabolic process. Gene Ontology annotation, molecular function: chitinase activity. The transcript has 2 exons.